Molecule: messenger RNA, 738 nt
Organism: Penicillium argentinense
Lineage: Eukaryota; Fungi; Ascomycota; Eurotiomycetes; Eurotiales; Aspergillaceae
Gene: yaf9
Product: YEATS domain-containing protein YAF9
Exons: 1
Coding region: 1-738 (245 amino acids)
Biological process (GO): regulation of DNA-templated transcription
Source: RefSeq, a predicted model, not a curated record
AUGCCCUCCGCAACCGGAAACAAGCGCGUCCGCGGCGUCUCAGUCUUCCGCCCCUUCAUCUUCGGCAGCGAAGCCCAACCCUUCGAUCCGGAGAAGCGACCGGCCAACGCGCCGGCCGACCACACGCACCAAUGGCGCGUCUUCGUAAAGGGCAUUAAUGACGAAGACAUCUCCUACUGGCUGAAGAAAGUGCAAUUCAAACUCCACGAGACCUACGCGCAAUCCAUCCGCACCAUCGAAGCGCCCCCCUUCGAAGUCGUCGAGACAGGCUGGGGUGAAUUCGAAAUCCAAAUCAAGCUCUACUUUGUCCCCGAGUCGAACGAGAAGCCUCAGACGCUCUGGCACAGCCUCAAGCUUCACCCAUACGGUCCCGACGCGGAAGGUAUGAAGGAGCGUCGGGAGGUGGUUGUUAGCCAGAACUACGAGGAAGUUAUUUUCAAUGAGCCUAUCGAGCCCUUUUACGAGGUUCUUACGGGUGGUCCGGCGGGCUCCGCGCCUAGGGGUAAAGGGAAGAAUGCCAAGUCUGCGGGUCGGACGGCGGAGAUUCCGCUCGGUGAUACGCCGAAGAAUCCUUAUAGUCGCGCAACGGAGAACAAAGAGUUGGAUCGGAUGUCGGAGGCGACGAGGACGGUUGAGCAGAUGAUUAAGGAGGAGAAAGAGCGGUUAGUUGAAAGGGAGAAGAAGCUUGCUGAGCUUAGGGAGAGUGAGGGUGUUCCUGCUGUUACAAAGAAGAGAUGA